AUGCCGCCGUCGCGGUCGCUGUUCCUGCUGCUCAUGCUCGAGCUAGCGCCGCUCGCGUCGCUGGCCGCGACGGCGCCGGCGCCGCCGGUGGCGAGGACGACCGGGGUGCAGGCGGAGAUCGACGCGCUCCUCGCGUUCCGCCGCGGCCUGCACGACCCCUACGGCGCCAUGGCCGGGUGGGACGCGGCCUCCCCCUCCGCGCCCUGCUCCUGGCGCGGCGUCGCGUGCGCGCAGGGCGGCGCCGGCGGGCGCGUCGUCGAGCUGCAGCUCCCGCGGCUCCGCCUCUCGGGCCCCAUCUCUCCGGCGCUCGGCUCGCUGCCGUACCUCGAGCGGCUCAGCCUCCGGUCCAACGACCUCUCCGGCGCCAUCCCGGCGUCGCUGGCCCGCGUCACCUCCCUGCACGCCGUCUUCCUCCAGUCCAACUCGCUCUCCGGCCCCAUUCCCCAGUCCUUCCUCGCCAACCUCACCAACCUCGACACCUUCGACGUGUCGGGCAACCUCCUGUCCGGCCCCGUCCCCGUCUCAUUUCCUCCCAGCUUGAAGUACCUCGACCUCUCCUCCAAUGCGUUCUCCGGAACCAUCCCGGCGAACAUUAGCGCCUCCACGGCGAACCUCCAGUUCUUGAACCUGUCCUUCAACCGACUCCGGGGUACCGUGCCGGCGUCGCUGGGCAACUUGCAGAACCUGCAUUACCUCUGGCUGGACGGGAACCUCCUCGAGGGGACCAUCCCGGCGGCGCUGGCCAACUGCUCGACGCUGCUCCACCUGAACCUUCAAGGGAACUCGCUCCGCGGCAUCUUGCCGUCUGCGGUCGCCGCGAUACCCACGCUGCAGAUUCUCUCGGUGUCGCGGAACCAGCUCACCGGCACCAUCCCGGCCGCGGCGUUCGGCGCUCUGGGGAACUCGUCCCUGCGCAUCGUGCAGCUCGGCGGCAACGAGUUCUCUCAGGUCGACGUGCCGGGAGGUCUCGCCGCGGAUCUUCAGGUGGUGGACCUGGGCGGCAACAAGCUAGCUGGUCCAUUCCCGACUUGGCUUGCUGGGGCGGGAGGGCUGACGCUGCUCGACCUCUCGGGCAAUGAGUUCACAGGCGAGUUGCCGCCAGCGGUCGGGCAGCUCACUGCGCUGCUGGAGCUGCGCCUCGGCGGCAAUGCUUUCACUGGCGCCGUGCCUGCGGAGAUUGGCAGAUGCGGCGCACUCCAGGUGCUUGAUCUCGAGGACAACCACUUCACCGGCGAGGUGCCAUCAGCUCUUGGCGGUCUCCCGAGGCUCAUGGAGGUCUAUCUUGGUGGGAACAGUUUCUCCGGCCAGAUUCCGGCGAGCUUGGGGAAUCUGUCGUGGCUCGAGGCAUUUUCCAUACCGAGGAACAGACUCACUGGUCGCCUCUCUGGUGAGCUCUUCCAGCUGGGAAACCUGACGUUCCUGGACGUAUCUGGGAACAACCUCACCGGAGAGAUCCCUCCGGCCAUCGGUAAUUUGUUCGCUCUCCAGAGUUUAAAUUUGAGCUGCAAUGCCUUUUCUGGCCACAUUCCAACGACCAUUGGCAACCUCCAGAACCUGCGAGUUCUUGAUCUCUCUGGUCAGAAGAACCUCUCUGGCAAUGUCCCGGCAGAGCUUUUCGGCCUACCGCAGCUGCAGUAUGUGUCAUUCGCGGACAACUCCUUCUCUGGCGAUGUUCCUGAAGGAUUCAGCAGUCUUUGGAGUCUGCGCAAUCUGAACCUCUCCGGUAAUUCUUUCACUGGGUCAAUACCGGCGACAUAUGGGUACUUGCCAUCACUUCAAGUGCUCUCGGCCUCACACAACCACAUUUCUGGGGAGCUGCCAGCCGAGCUCGCCAAUUGUUCCAACCUUACUGUGCUUGAGCUCAGUGGCAACCAGCUGACCGGCUCCAUACCGAGUGACCUCUCACGCCUAGGUGAAUUGGAGGAGCUUGACCUCAGCUAUAAUCAGCUUUCAGGCAAGAUACCAGCAGAGAUCUCCAAUUGCUCAUCACUCACCCUUCUCAAGCUUGAUGACAAUCAUUUUGGCGGAGACAUACCAGCAUCUCUUGCCAACCUCUCAAAGCUGCAGACGCUUGACCUGUCGUCCAACAAUCUUACCGGCAGCAUCCCUGCUUCAUUGGCUCAGAUUCCUGGCCUUUUGUCAUUCAACGUGUCACACAAUGAGCUUUCUGGUGAGAUACCGGCAAUGCUCGGUUCCCGCUUUGGCUCUGCUUCAGCAUAUGCUUCAAACUCAGACUUGUGCGGUCUGCCAUUGGAGAGUGAGUGCAGCGAGUACUGGCGACGGCGGAGGCGGCGGAGGGUGCAGCGCCUGGCUCUGCUAAUUGGUGUGGUGUGUGCUGCGGUGCUGCUCGUUGCGCUGUUCUGCUGUUGCUGUGUGUUUAGCUUGCUGCGAUGGAGGCGUCGGUUCAUUGAGAGCCGUGAUGGUGUCAAGAAGAGAAGACGCAGCCCAGGACGUGGCAGUGGGUCGAGUGGCACAAGCACGGAGAAUGGUGUCAGCCAGCCGAAGCUGAUUAUGUUCAAUUCAAGGAUCACUUAUGCUGACACGGUUGAGGCAACCCGGCAGUUUGACGAGGAGAAUGUGCUCAGCCGAGGCCGCCAUGGCCUCGUGUUCAAGGCCUGUUACAGUGAUGGCACCGUGCUGGCAAUUCUGCGGCUUCCGUCCACAUCUUCUGAUGGUGCCGUGGUGAUUGAUGAGGGAUCGUUCAGGAAAGAGGCCGAGUCUCUCGGGAAGGUGAAGCACAGGAACCUCACUGUGCUCCGUGGCUACUAUGCCGGGCCUCCGCCGGAUGUCCGGCUGCUGGUCUAUGACUACAUGCCCAAUGGCAACCUCGCCACAUUGCUGCAGGAAGCGUCGCACCAAGACGGCCACAUCCUCAACUGGCCAAUGAGGCACCUCAUCGCGCUCGGCGUCUCGCGCGGCCUUGCAUUCCUGCACCAGUCCGGCGUCGUGCACGGCGACGUCAAGCCGCAGAACAUCCUCUUCGACGCCGACUUCGAGCCGCACCUGUCUGACUUCGGCCUGGAGCCGAUGGUGGUGACCGCGGGUGCCGCUGCAGCCGCCGCCGCCGCAUCAACAUCAGCUGCGACACCCGUGGGCUCGCUCGGCUACGUCGCCCCCGACGCGGCCGCUGCCGGGCAGGCCACGAGGGAAGGCGACGUGUACAGCUUCGGCAUCGUGCUGCUGGAGCUCCUGACGGGGCGGCGCCCCGGCAUGUUCGCCGGGGAGGAGGAGGACAUCGUGAAGUGGGUGAAGCGGCAGCUGCAGCGCGGCGCGGUGGCGGAGCUGCUGGAGCCGGGCCUGCUGGAGCUGGACCCGGAGUCCUCCGAGUGGGAGGAGUUCCUGCUGGGCAUCAAGGUCGGGCUGCUCUGCACCGCGUCGGAUCCGUUGGACCGCCCGGCCAUGGGCGACGUGGUGUUCAUGCUGGAGGGCUGCCGCGUCGGCCCGGACAUCCCGUCCUCCGCCGACCCCACCUCCCAGCCGUCGCCGGCCUGA
Miscanthus lutarioriparius is the source of this 3492-nucleotide messenger RNA. The record is from the annotation of a GenBank genome assembly. Lineage: Eukaryota; Viridiplantae; Streptophyta; Magnoliopsida; Poales; Poaceae.